AUGGAAAUAGGAUAAGAGUUUAGAGAGAUUUCAUAUUGUAAUAAAGCUUGGCUUGUAUUUGAUUAACUAAGUUAGAAGAAAAUUUUUCGAUUAAAGUAGUAAUUAUUUGAAUAUAAUUUAAUGUGUUAAAUAGUGUUGUUGUGCGUGAAUCCUUUUGAAUUGAUAUUUAUUGGAUAGAGGCACACAGAAGAUUUGAGAACCUUCAUUUAGGCUAACAAAUAUAUAAAGUUUUUUAGGAAAAUUCCUCAUCACAAAUAUUGAA
Paramecium octaurelia is the source of this 262-nucleotide messenger RNA. The record is from the annotation of a GenBank genome assembly. NCBI's taxonomy places the organism in Eukaryota, Ciliophora, Oligohymenophorea, Peniculida, Parameciidae.